AUGGCAAACCCAGUGAUUACCUUGUUAUUCUCAAUGGAUUUUAUAUCCCUCAUAUUGGCCAUAUACAUGGCGAUAAUAUUCUACAAGGCAAAACCAAAUCCAAUGAUGUUUUACUUUUCGCUGAGCGCUGCGGUGUUAAAUGUGUUAGCGCUGCUGGGAUUUGCAUAUAAUUUUGAUUGGCACAGGGCACCGUUGGAAAUGUGUUAUUUCCAGGCAAUAGGGAUACAAUUUGCAACAUUUUUGACAGGAAUUUGUGCCUUUAACUUUAUAAUUCAAGUCUAUCGUCUUCUUGUUCUUCGUGAACAAACCGAGAUUACAAGCUCGAAAUUGAUAUCUUACUACAACGGUCUUCUGAUUGCAUAUCCGAUUAUAGGGACUGCAUUGGUAACAGUUGCAGCAGUAAAGACAAAUGCUAUAGGUGUUAGAGAUUUCAAAUGCGACGUAAUCACUCCAAUCUGGGUUCGUAUGUUAGGUUACAACGGCAUCAACCUUCUCAUAUCCAUCCCAGGCACUUACUUCUCAGCACACUCAACCAUAACGGUAAUUCGUUAUCUGGAUCAAUUUAAAACAAGCAGUACCGUUACCCAAGGUCACGCGCCAAUGAUAGAAUCUAAAAAUAUUGCCAAAGUUGCAACCGACGAUAGUAAAUCUUCUCUUCCACGCACACCGGGUAGUAGAACCCAUCCAAAUAAGCAAUACAACAUCAAACGAGCUGCUGCUAUUCGGAUGGUAUUUUUCACAGUUGUUUACCUCAUUACGAAUAUUAGUGCUUCGAUCGAGACUAUUGUCUUUGUUAUAGCCGGUAAACCGUUAGAUCCGCAUCCUGGUGGAUCUGACAUAGUAUGUGUAUCGCUCGGAAUUAUGCUAUUCUUAAUUUUUGGAACUGCAGACGAUGUUAGAAAAUGGACUGUUGAGAAGCUAAAAGAACUUAAGCCAAGUAGUAGUAGUCGGAGUUUUAGUUUUUGA
Messenger RNA from Paraglomus brasilianum, 966 nucleotides. NCBI's taxonomy places the organism in Eukaryota, Fungi, Glomeromycota, Glomeromycetes, Paraglomerales, Paraglomeraceae. The record is from the annotation of a GenBank genome assembly.